Racocetra persica is the source of this 1257-nucleotide messenger RNA. Lineage: Eukaryota; Fungi; Glomeromycota; Glomeromycetes; Diversisporales; Gigasporaceae. The record is from the annotation of a GenBank genome assembly.
AUGGCUCAAAGAGUUCAACAGAUUACAGGACAUUUUUCAGGCAGCUAUAACCCUGCCGUUGCUAGGGUUGGUCAAAAAAGUCCUGAAGAUGUCGUUAUAGUUGUUGCAGCUCGUACUCCCAUGACAAAAUCGAAAAAAGGUGGUUUCAAGGAUGCUCUACCUGAGGAGCUCUUGGGUGCCGUUUUAAAGGCUGUUCUCGAUAAAUCAAAAAUAGACCCAAGACUUAUUCAGGACAUUGCAGUUGGAAAUGUACUUCCUGCCGGUGGUGGUGCUACAGUUGCUCGUGCUGCCUCUUUGUACGCUGGCAUUCCCGACACUUGUGCCUUGAACACUGUUAAUAGACAAUGUUCUUCUGGCCUCCAGGCUGUUACACAAAUUGCUCAUGAAAUUGCUUUGGAUCAAAUUGAAAUUGGAAUUGGUGCCGGUGUUGAAUCUAUGACCCAUGGAUAUGGUGCUGGUGCAAUGCCCCCUGAUACAUCUGAGAAGGUCUUUUCAAACCAACAAUCAGCCGAUUGCUUAUUGCCUAUGGGAAUUACUUCCGAAAAUGUUGCAAAGGAAUUCGGCAUUACUCGUGCCCAGCAGGAUGCUUUUGCCGUUGAAUCUCAUAAAAAAGCUGCUGCUGCCCAAGCAGCUGGACUUUUCAAGGAUGAAAUUAUUCCCGUGGAGACUAAAUGGAUUGAUCCCAAAACUGGUGAAGAAAAAACUAUUAUUGUCUCUGCCGAUGACGGUAUUCGUAAAGAUACUACACUUGAAGGUUUGGCUAAAUUAAAGCCCGCUUUUGCGAAGGAUGGUUCUACGACUGCUGGUACAUCAUCACAAGUUUCAGAUGGUGCAGCCGCAGUUUUGUUAAUGAAACGAAAAACUGCUGAAAAACUUGGUUUACCAAUUCUUGGUAAAUUUAUUCGUUCUGCGGCUGUUGGUGUUCCACCUCAUGUUAUGGGUAUUGGUCCAGCCUACGCUAUUCCUGAAGUGCUUAAACGAACUGGUCUUGGAAUUAAUGACAUCGAUAUUUACGAAAUUAAUGAGGCUUUCGCUUCCCAAGCUGUUUAUUGCGUCGAAAAAUUGGGCAUUGACAAGAAAAAGGUUAAUCCAAAAGGAGGUGCGAUUGCCAUCGGACAUCCUCUUGGAUGUACAGGUGCACGCCAAGUUUCUACACUUUUGUAUGAGCUAAGAAGAACAAGGAAGAAACUUGGUGUAAUUUCUAUGUGUGUUGGCUCUGGUAUGGGUAUGGCGGCAGUAUUUGAAGCCGAAUGGUAA